This is a messenger RNA of Aspergillus calidoustus, 609 nucleotides long. The record is from the annotation of a GenBank genome assembly. NCBI's taxonomy places the organism in Eukaryota, Fungi, Ascomycota, Eurotiomycetes, Eurotiales, Aspergillaceae.
AUGAAGCUCGCUCUCGCUCUCAUCCCGGCCCUUGCUGGCCUCUCUGUUGCUGACGACGUUGUCUCUCUACUGCUCUACGGCGUCGACCGCGAUUCCGCACCCGAGUUCGAGGUGACGCUUCUUGGGAGUGACAAAACCGCGACUAGCUACAGUCUGGGCUGUCCCGAAACUUACACCUCCGGGCAGGCCUGCACCGCCCCGGCUCGCGGCGGCUUCACGGCCGAGGUCAUCAAUAGCAGCACGUAUGCGUGGUGGAAGUCCGGAUCAGAGAGCGAUACAACAUGGGGCUGUACAGCCUCUGCAACAGACGAAGCCGCCUGCCACCGCACCAUCAGCGGAGAGGACCAGGGGGUCACUGCCUCCUUCACAAACUACAUGUCCGUCACCGUGACGGCCACCGCGACCGAGACGGGAUCCUCAUCUGCUUCUGAGACCAGCAGCACUGCCUCGGACGGACCCUCUCCCACCGCAACUCCCAGCGCGGAUGGCGAUGAGGAGGAGGAUACUGCCUCGGAGACUUCGACAGGUGGUGUGCCUAAAAUGACGGGCGCGGCUGGCUUGGUUUUUGGCGGUGCGGCCGCUGCGGCGUUUAUGGGGGCUGUCCUGUAA